Messenger RNA from Trypanosoma rangeli, 1074 nucleotides. RefSeq lists its product as uncharacterized. The transcript has a single exon. The record is from RefSeq and is a predicted model, not a curated record. The coding region runs from base 1 to 1074 and encodes 357 amino acids. NCBI's taxonomy places the organism in Eukaryota, Euglenozoa, Kinetoplastea, Trypanosomatida, Trypanosomatidae.
AUGACAAGAAACAAGGGACAGGAAAAACGGGUGUCGUUUGCCUACGCCUUGGUGACAGCUGUGUGGCCCGCAAACAUCAGAAAAAGCACGGAGAGCAACAAUUCACGUGACGAGGGGCAUCUGCCUUCAAACUUGUCGUUAUUGGAACAUGGCUGUUUGGUUCACCAAACGGUAGACUCCCUCCGCUUGGAACUCGAGCUGCCGCUUGUGCUACGCUACCGCAUGGUAGAGUACGUGUGGCAGCAGUGUUACCGCGUUGUCCUGCCGGAUGCCACGGAGUUACCACGUCGUCCUUCCAGCGUUGUCACCACCGCUGAGGAAGACGCGCGGGAGGCGCGGACGGAUUUGCACAUCUCCUCAACGUCACUUCGGAUCAUGGACGGUGUGAGUCUGGACAGCUUGAAAAUUAUAGCGGAAACCGCCCUUGUCCUUCAUCCAUAUUCGCGGCGACUUGACCCAGUGACACGCCCCAUUAUCGCGUUCCUCCGGCACACGUGCACGCUGCAGCUGAGCCGGCGACAAAAUUGUCUGAUUGGUCUUUUACCGAAGCUUAUGGAGAUUCUCAUUUUGUUAUGUCACUGCCUCGAACGCGGGGCACUAAGGUUUCUGAAUAGAGCUGGCGACGACGAUUCUUUUCACAAUAGCCGGGGUGGUGGAAGUCAUUCUCCAUCACUGUCGCUCCGCUCUAACUCGCUUCGCGACAACGCUCGAGCUGCAAAAGCGACCAGCUUCUCCCAUCGCUGCGCAUGGUGGCUAAGCCGUCUCCGUUUCCGGGCAACCCCCCACCCACACCGUCUUUUUACGGAUUUGAAAGAGUUACUGCUGAACCCGGGCCCGCUAUGCGACGUGAAGGCGAUGUACCUCCGGCACAUCGCGCACCGCUUUUUUCCGCAACUGCCGUUUCUCCAACGCACUCUCGUGGCAUCUGGCAGUGAUGACGAAAGGAAUAAUGAGCUCUUUGGAGAGGACUCACUUACACAAAAUGUGGCGGAAGGCGUUUACGGGGCGAAGGAGCCUGUGGAGUACUCCGGCACUGAGCUUGGCAAUCUAAGGUCGUCGUGGCAUAACGGAUAG